AUGAUCUCUAUUUCCAUUUAAAGACAUGUGAAUUAUGGUGAAGUAAUUUUGAUAGUUGGAGAUUGUCAUUAAGUGUAAUGGAAUGUAUAAAAUGGAAUUUAGAUGGAAUGGAAUCCAGGAGAUAUUUGGACAACUAGAAUAGAGUGUUGUUGUUUACCUAUGAAUUAUAGAUAUGUUAUAGUCAAAUAAAACAAUCGAUAAAUUGUUGAAUGGGAAGAUGGAAUAAGUAGAGUUUUAAAUUCCAAACAUGAUAUAGAAGAUGAGUGGAGUCAUAUCAAAAUAAGAAUUAAAAUGAACUCUUAUAAUGAUUCAAAAAUGUUUGUAAAUUUAUUUUCAGAAAAGGGAAGAUCCAAAAUUAGACUAGAUUAAGUAGUUACUGACCAAAAUGAAUAUGAGUAUAGAUUGGAAUUGUAAAUUCCUAGUAAAUCAAUUAAUUAAUAUGCAUAUAAAUAUUAAUAAGAUUAAAAAUGGGAACGUAAUGGAGUUAGAGUAUUUACUAAACAUCCUAUUAUUAAUAAUGUUAUCGAGAUAGUAGAUUCUGAUGUAGAAUUUACUCUCAAUUAUAAUUAAAUAUUGGAGAAUAUCUAUGUUGGUUCAUUUCUAUAUAGCGAGUAAAAUAUUAUAUAAUAAGUUUUUAGUGAAAUUCACAUUCUAUAGAAAUUAGGAGUGGAUGCUAUUGUUAAUUUAUAAACUAUUGAAGAUCUAAUUAAUAAAGAUUUAUAAGAGGAUUACUUUGAUUAUAUAAGAUAAUCUUGUGAAUCUUAUCAAAUAACCUAUUCGCAUUUUCCUAUAAGAGAUUGUAAUAAACGAUCCUUCUUGAAAAAGGGAAUGCAGGCUCAUUAAAUUUUAAAGAAACUAAUUUAAGAAGGGAAAUGUGUCUAUGUGCAUUGCACUGAUGGCAUUUAGAGAAGCAUUUAAACUAUCAUACUUUAUUUAGUAUUGGAUUUAAAUUAUUCUCUGGAAGAUGCUAUUAUACUUGUAAAAGAAAUCAGAAAAAGAUCAAAACCUAUUCGAGAAGUAUUGUAGUAACUCUUGGAACAGUGA
This is a messenger RNA of Paramecium pentaurelia, 1044 nucleotides long. The record is from the annotation of a GenBank genome assembly. NCBI's taxonomy places the organism in Eukaryota, Ciliophora, Oligohymenophorea, Peniculida, Parameciidae.